Molecule: messenger RNA, 1290 nt
Organism: Tripterygium wilfordii
Lineage: Eukaryota; Viridiplantae; Streptophyta; Magnoliopsida; Celastrales; Celastraceae
Product: probable aspartic protease At2g35615
Exons: 1
Coding region: 1-1290 (429 amino acids)
Cellular component (GO): extracellular region
Source: RefSeq, a predicted model, not a curated record
AUGGAUGGUUUGAUCUUUCUCUUCAUUUUCGUUUUGUUCAAUGCAUUACUUUUAUUUGCAAUCAAUGCUCAAAGAAACUCUUCAUUCAGCAUUGACCUUAUUCAUCGCGACUCGACAUUAUCCCCACUUUACAACAAUUCCGUCAUCAAUGGAGUCAAUCACUUCGAUUCUUCUAUGUAUAUUGAUUCGAAAUAUGUUCAGUCCGAGAUGAGCCACCAAUCGGGAGAGUAUCUCAUGAAGAUUCAAAUAAGUGAGUCAUAUGAAGUUGUUGCUAUAGCAAGUAUGAUUAGUGACCUAAUUUGGAUACAAUGUGAUCCUUGUGAUGGUUGCUACCCUCAAAAUAAACCCUACUUUAAACCGGGUGGCUCAACGUACAAACGAGUUCCCUUUGAAUCACACUUUUGCAAGGCUCUAGGACGUAUUAAGCGUGGGGAACGAAAAGGCGAGUGUCUGUAUAAAAGAUACAAAUCUAGCGAGCAUAAAAUUACAUCUGGAGUGUUGAGCACCGAGACCUUCUACUUGCAAUCCCCAGAUUACAAACCUCAACCUUACCAAAAAAUAGUUUUUGGAUGCGGAACGGACAAUGCGAUGAUCGUCUCCAUGGAUGUUCAAGGCGUGGUUGGGCUUGGACGAGGGGAUUUGUCCCUGGUUUCUCAACUGGGAUCUAAGAUUAGUGGAAAAUUCUCGUAUUGCUUGCGUAAGAAUCACAUGAAUACAAUUACUAAGCUUAAAUUCGGACCACAACCACCAAUCCAGAAGAAAACAUCUACACUCAAGCUUUUUACACAGCCUGAUUCAUCUUCUUCCUUGUAUGUCCUUAACCUCAAAGAAAUUCGCAUUAAGGGUAAGAAACUUGAGGUAUCUGAACUGAAUCGUGAUAUGGUACUCGAUAUUGGGACAACUGUGACAAAAUUGCAUUGGCGCAUAUACGAUAGUCUAAUCGCUAGUUUACGAGAAGUGAUUGGUGAUGAGAUAAAACCAGUAGAAGAUCCAACUGGAAAGUACAGCCUUUGCUAUAAGAACAAAGAUAUCUCCGGCGUAGCGAUCCCCGAUAUGAUAUUCAAGUUUGCUAGUACAAAUUUUCUUUCUGGUUCAGAUCUUACUUUGACACCUUCUCACACAUUUCAAAAUCUUGGUGCUAAACUCUGUAUGCUGAUAAUCCGAAGCACUCAUGCUCAUGGUCGUUCUGUUCUUGGGAGCGCAGCACAGAAAGACUUUCGGGUGGAGUAUGAGGCCGGGAAGAACAAAGUCACUUUUAUUGAAACUAGUUGCGAAGAAAAUUUAGGGUAA